UACUCUAAAAAAACUGAAAUCUGUAAUCUGGGUAACAAAUUGGUAAGAAAGAACGUCAUCUAUCAUGCUUUCGAUAUCGUCCCUUCCAAACUCAUUUCUUCCCCACUCACUCACUCUGUCUUUCUCUCUCUCUUAAAUCUUACUUCCCCUGUUUUUGUCCUUUGUAGCUUCAAGAUGGCUUCAUCAAUUGCAUCUUCUGCUGCUUCUCUUUCUCUUCAACUUCCUUCUAACAAGGGAAGGGUGAAAUUGAGCAGCUGUGAUUCCAAUGCUUUUAUCAAGGGAGAUAAGAGAAAUGCAGCUUUUAAAUUGCAGUCUUUCAGUCGGGUUAGCAUGGUUGCCACCGUCAAUGUUUCUCGUUUUGAUGGUAUAUCAAUGGCUCCUGCAGACCCUAUUUUAGGUGUUUCGGAAGCUUUUAAAGCUGAUAAGGAUGAAAAGAAGCUCAAUCUUGGUGUUGGAGCCUAUCGAACCGAAGAACUCCAGCCUUACGUACUGAAUGUUGUCAAGAAGGCGGAGAAUCUUAUGCUGGAGAGAGGAGAAAACAAGGAGUAUCUGCCAAUUGAAGGAUUGGCUGCGUUUAACAAAGUGACUGCAGAAUUGUUGUUUGGAGCUGACAAUGCUGUUCUGAAAGAACAAAGAGUUGCAACUGUCCAAAGUCUUUCAGGAACUGGCUCUCUUCGCCUUGCAGCAGCACUCAUUGAACGAUAUUUCCCUGGGGCAAAAGUGUUGAUAUCAUCUCCAACAUGGGGCAACCACAAAAAUAUUUUCAAUGAUGCCAAAAUUCCAUGGUCUGAGUACAGAUACUAUGAUCCUAAAACAGUUGGUUUGGAUUUUGAGGGGAUGAUAGCGGAUAUUAAGGCAGCUCCUGAAGGAUCAUUUAUUUUACUCCAUGGCUGUGCACACAACCCCACUGGCAUUGAUCCAACUCCUGAACAAUGGGAAAAAAUUGCUGAUGUCAUUCAGGAAAAGAGCCAUAUUCCAUUCUUUGAUGUUGCUUAUCAGGGUUUUGCAAGUGGUAGCCUUGACAAAGAUGCAUCAUCUAUGAGGAUGUUUGCUGCUCGUGGUAUGGAAUUACUGGUUGCUCAAUCUUACAGUAAAAAUCUUGGUCUUUACUCGGAAAGAAUUGGUGCAAUCAAUGUUGUCUGCUCAUCAGCAGAUGCUGCUGCAAGGGUAAAGAGCCAAUUGAAAAGGAUUGCACGACCUAUGUACUCAAAUCCUCCUGUUCAUGGGGCUAGGAUUGUUGCUGACGUUGUGGGCAAUCCAGAACUUUUCAAUGAAUGGAAAGAAGAGAUGGAAAUGAUGGCUGGUAGGAUAAAGAGUGUAAGGCAGAAGUUGUACGACAAUAUCACUUCAAAAGAUAAGAGUGGGAAGGAUUGGUCAUUUAUUCUUAAACAGAUAGGCAUGUUCUCAUUCACUGGCCUAAACAAAACUCAGAGUGAUAAUAUGACGGAUAAGUGGCAUAUAUACAUGACAAAGGAUGGGAGAAUAUCACUGGCUGGUUUAUCCGCAGCCAAAUGUGAGUAUCUUGCUGAUGCCAUCAUAGACUCAUACUACAAUGUUAGUUAAAAGAUAAAUAUACACUAAACACAUGAAGGCUAGGAAAACACCUUCAAAUUUUUGGUGAGUGUAUCUUGACUGCGAGAAUUUGUAAUAAUGUACACUAUGUGCACUGUUAUUAGUUUUGUUUGGAGGGUUAUAUUUGUAACAAUUAUCUCUUACUUUGAAAACUCUAUUUUUAUAAACAUUUUCUGUAUAUGUACUACUUGAUGAUCAUUGCCCAAAUUUCUCA
This is a messenger RNA of Chenopodium quinoa (quinoa), 1786 nucleotides long. Its product is annotated as aspartate aminotransferase, chloroplastic-like. Bases 175 to 1563 code for a protein of 462 amino acids. The transcript has 12 exons. Gene Ontology annotation, molecular function: transaminase activity; pyridoxal phosphate binding. The record is from RefSeq and is a predicted model, not a curated record. Gene Ontology annotation, biological process: amino acid metabolic process; biosynthetic process. NCBI's taxonomy places the organism in Eukaryota, Viridiplantae, Streptophyta, Magnoliopsida, Caryophyllales, Amaranthaceae.